Cucurbita pepo subsp. pepo (vegetable marrow) is the source of this 1090-nucleotide messenger RNA. Its product is annotated as protein RGF1 INDUCIBLE TRANSCRIPTION FACTOR 1. The record is from RefSeq and is a predicted model, not a curated record. NCBI's taxonomy places the organism in Eukaryota, Viridiplantae, Streptophyta, Magnoliopsida, Cucurbitales, Cucurbitaceae.
AAGAAGGAGAAGAGUUCCUUAUGGCCAACGCAUCUUUCCCCUUUUGCUUCGGCUUGGACUUUUUUCGCAGAUAAGAACCACUUCCCUCUCUCCCUUCCAUUCUCUAAAAUCACGAACACUGUUCUUCUUCGUCAUUCAAUCGACCCCAAGAACAGAAGAAUCAUGGGCGCUGGAGUUCUUGAGGAGGAAGAUAACCGAUGGCCGCCAUGGCUGAAACCUUUGCUCCGUGAAAGCUUCUUCGUUCAAUGCAAGUUUCAUGCCGAUUCCCAUAAGAGUGAAUGUAAUAUGUAUUGUUUGGAUUGUAUGAACGGCGCUCUCUGUUCUCUCUGCCUCGCUUAUCACAAAGAUCAUCGCGCCAUUCAGAUUAGGAGGUCAUCGUACCACGAUGUCAUAAGGGUAUCAGAGAUUCAGAAAGUUCUCGACAUUACCGGCGUUCAAACCUACAUUAUCAACAGCGCGCGGGUCGUGUUCUUGAACGAACGGCCACAGCCAAGGCCAGGCAAAGGCGUGACGAACACCUGUGAGGUCUGCGAGCGCAGCCUUCUCGAUUCUUUCCGAUUCUGCUCUCUGGGUUGCAAGAUUGUGGGAAUAUCGAAGAAAUUCGUGAAGAAACGGCCGGCAAUGGGAUCAGAUUCAGAGGAUUCUUCGUCGUACAGCAGCAGCAGAAACAAGAACAGAGUGGUGCUGCAGAGCUUCACGCCAUCAACGCCACCACCAACUUUGGUUAGUUACAGAACGGCCAAACGAAGAAAAGGGAUUCCACACAGAGCGCCAAUGGGUGGACUCAUAAUCGAAUAUUGAAAAAAAAAAAAAAAGCCUUUUUUCUGUUCAUAUAAAUUUUUAAUUUUGAAUUACAUAAAAACAUGUAAAUACAGGGGUGGAAAAGGAAACAAACAGGAAGAAUGGGGAAAAUGUGCAAAUACAGCAAAGAUGGUGGGCAUGGGAGCAAUAAACAAUGUAUAGAUGGUAUAAUUAUACGUGAGUUUUGGGGUUAUAGAUGUAAAUACUGUUUUUUUCUUCCUUGGUUUGUAAUUUAGGAAUGUUUAUACAAGGAAUGAAAUAAAAAAUAAAAAAUAAAAAAAUUUGUAAA